Molecule: messenger RNA, 1743 nt
Organism: Hansenula ciferrii
Lineage: Eukaryota; Fungi; Ascomycota; Saccharomycetes; Phaffomycetales; Wickerhamomycetaceae
Gene: YPF1
Product: aspartic endopeptidase
Exons: 1
Coding region: 1-1743 (580 amino acids)
Biological process (GO): membrane protein proteolysis
Cellular component (GO): cytoplasmic side of endoplasmic reticulum membrane; lumenal side of endoplasmic reticulum membrane; membrane
Molecular function (GO): aspartic endopeptidase activity, intramembrane cleaving
Source: RefSeq, a predicted model, not a curated record
AUGGAGAGUAACAUUACAGAUGAAGCGCUCUGCUCUGAUCCACGAUUGAGCAAAUACUUAGAGUUUUUCGAGACGUUGAAGACUUUGAAUAGCUUAAUCGAUGACAUUGGUGAAUUAAAAGCCAAUGCAACAUCAAAAUCAAGUUCAUUAUCACUUUUGGAUAAAAAGGCAUUUGAAUUGACUUAUCAAAUUUUCAACAACAAAUAUGGUGUUUAUAUUUCUCAUUUGGUAUUGGUCAUUAUUGUAUUAGCCAUUAUAAUAGCCGCUGCAAAUGCUACUUUGACUAGACCUAAAAAUGCACCAAAAUUGGAUAAAUCACAUCCAAAUUAUUCCAAACUUGUUACUUCAUCAACUAAUUCAACAGAUAGUUCAUAUGAACCUAUAAUUGAUGAAAUUUUUGCGUUGUCAAUACCAUUUUUAGCCGCAACUUCAUUAUUAACAAUCCAUUAUGGUAUAAAUAAUUUUGAAAAAUCAGAUAUAUCAUGGUUUUUCAAUAAAUAUACACGAAUUUUCAGUAUUUUUGCUAUUUAUGAUUUCUACCAAUUUUGGAUUACAAAUUUCUGUUUACAAAUUAUGAUUCAAAGCCAUGGAAAUCAUAAACUUAUGGAUUAUAUACCAAGAUUUAAACUUACUUUAAGUCAAGAUAAUAAUGUUUUGAAAAAUUCAGAAAUUGAAGCAAAUCCUUUAUAUAAAACAUCUAAAUCUAAAGCUGGACCAUUUUUACCAUCACUUGAUGAAAAUUUUGAACCUCCUAUUGAAGUUGAAUCAAAAGAUCAAAUUGUCAAUAUUUAUAUAUCAUUCAUGGAUAUAUUGGUUUUAAUAGCAACUUUCAUAAUGUGGUUCAAUUAUUAUUCGAUAUCAAAAUCUGAAAUUCCAACUCACAUUGAUUGGAUUUAUGAAAAUUUUGUUGCAUUUUGUUUUGCAUUUACUGGUAUUAAAAAACUUCAAUUAUCUUCAUUUAAAGCUGGAUUUAUUAUGUUAUCUGGAUUGUUUUUUUAUGAUAUUUAUUUUGUUUUCGGAUCUGAUAUAAUGGUUUCUGUUGCUAAAAAUAUUGAUAUUCCAAUUAUGAUUAAAUUACCAUCUGGAAAAAAUUAUACUGAAAAUUUAAUUGACCUUACAACUGAUUAUAUUGUUCCUAAAUUACCAUUCUCAAUGUUAGGAUUAGGUGAUGUUGUUAUUCCAGGUAGUUAUAUUGCAUUGUUAUAUCGUUAUGAUUUAUUUAAACAUCAUGAAUUGAUUCCUAAAGUCCAUUAUAGUUUUAUAAAUUCAUUUGAUCCAAGUUAUUUCCUAACUGGGAUAUUAAGUUAUAUUAUUGGAUUAAUAUUAACAUUUAUUGGAUUACAUUAUUCAAAUUUACCUCAACCUGCAUUAUUAUAUCUUUCACCAUGUUUAAUAAUUGGUACAAUAAUUUUAAGUUUAUUCAAAGGUGAAUUUAAAAGAAUUUUAUCAUAUUCAGAAGUUGAUAAAACUGAACAAAGUAAAAAACGUAAAUUUAGAAGAAAAUUAUUCAAAUUUAUUGAAAAAUUAAGUGAAAAAUCUAAUGACAAUGAUAAAUCAUCUGAAAAAGAAAAUGAAAACUCUAAAGGUGCCAAAGAUGAUGAACAAUUUGAUAUUGGAAGUUUAAUUAAAGCUAUUCAAGAAGUUGGUACGGAAUCAUCAAAUGAUACUAAAAGUAAAUCUGAUGGAAUUAAUUCAGAUGAAUCAACUGAAUCUCCAGAAAUUAUAGAAUUUCCAGAAAAUUAA